CGUGGGGAGCCGGGAGGGAGCGCUGCGCGCCGGGGGUCCGGUAGCUCCGCAAAAGCCGGGGGGAGCCGACCCCCACGGCUCACCCGGGUGCCCCCCUCUCCCCCUCCCCUCCUGCAGGCACCAGCCGCCGCGAUGCCGCUCAGCGCCGGCUUCUCCAGCAAGAACUACGACUACGAUUACGACUCUGUGCAGCCCUACUUCUACUUCGAGGAGGAGGAGGAGAACUUCUACCUGGCGGCGCAGCAGAGGGGCAGCGAGCUGCAGCCCCCCGCCCCGUCCGAGGACAUCUGGAAGAAGUUUGAGUUGCUGCCCACGCCGCCCCUCUCCCCCAGCCGCCGCUCCAGCCUGGCCGCCGCCUCCUGCUUCCCCUCCACCGCUGACCAGCUGGAGAUCGUGACCGAGCUCCUCGGAGGGGACAUGGUCAACCAGAGCUUCAUCUGCGACCCGGAUGACGAGACCGUCAAGUCCAUCAUCAUCCAGGACUGCAUGUGGAGCGGCUUCUCCGCCGCCGCCAAGCUGGAGAAGGUGGUCUCGGAGAAGCUGGCGUCCUACCAGGCAGCCCGCCGAGAGGGGGGCCCCGCCGCCCGCCCCGGACCGCCGCCCGCCGCGCCGCCGGCACCGCCACCRGGACUGGCCGCGUCCCCCGCCGCCUCCGCCAGCCUCUACCUGCACGACCUGGGCGCCGCCGCCGCCGACUGCAUCGACCCCUCGGUGGUGUUUCCGUACCCGCUGAGCGAGCGGGCCCCGCGGGCCGCUCCGCCCGGCGCCAGCCCCGCGUCCCUGCUGGGCGACGACACGCCGCCCACGACCAGCAGCGACUCGGAAGAAGAACAAGAGGAAGAUGAGGAAAUCGAUGUUGUUACAUUAGCUGAAGCGAAUGAAUAUGAAUCCAGCACAGAGUCCAGCACAGACACGUCAGAAGAGCACAGUAAGCCCCACCACAGCCCGCUGGUUCUCAAACGGUGUCAUGUCAACAUCCAUCAGCACAAUUAUGCCGCUCCUCCCUCCACCAAGGUUGAAUAUCCAGCUGCAAAAAGGCUACGGUUGGACAGUGGCAGAGUUCUCAAACAGAUCAGCAACAACCGAAAAUGCUCCAGUCCACGCACUUCAGAUUCAGAAGAGAAUGACAAGAGGCGAACGCACAAUGUCUUGGAGCGCCAGAGGAGAAAUGAGCUGAAGUUGAGUUUCUUCGCCUUGCGUGACGAGAUACCCGAGGUGGCCAACAAUGAAAAAGCUCCCAAAGUUGUCAUCCUGAAAAAAGCAACAGAGUACGUCCUUUCCAUCCAGUCAGAUGAACACAGACUGAUUGCAGAGAAAGAGCAGUUGAGGCGGAGGAGAGAACAGUUGAAACACAAACUCGAGCAGCUAAGGAACUGUUGUGCAUAGGAACUCUUGAGCAUCACUUAGAAUAAUGCAAAYUAGACUGAAACUAUGAUAAAAUAUUAAUGAUUCUAAUAUCUCUCAUGAACUACGCAGUCCAUCAAGUAUGGAACUACUGCAACUGCAUGCUGUGCGAUUUAACUUGAGACUACACAACCUUGGCUGAAUCUCYCAAGGGUUUGGCCAGAACCUCAAAACUGCCUCAUAAUUGAUACUUUGGACAUAAGGGAUGAUGGGACAUUCUUCAUGCUUGGGGAUGAACUGUUCAAUUUUUUUUCUUUUAAAAUUUUGUAUUUAAGGCAUUUUUUCAUACGAGAAUCCAAAAGAAAAAACUUGUCCCCAGUUUGCUGUAUAUAUUUACACAUCAUAUUGCCAUGUAAAUACCUUUAAUAAAGCCUUUAUAGAAAAAAUGUGCAACAUUAAUACGCAACAGUUGUGGCAACUGGAUUUAUACUUGUCUUGAACUUCUGUGCCAUAACAUUUCACAAUUUUGUUUUUUAUUUAAAUACUUUUUUUCCUUUUAAAAAUGGUUUUUAUUUUGUUUUUAGAUAAAUAAAUAUUUGCCCAAAAUAUAAUUAGCUAAAUCCUGUGUAAAGACUUC
This is a messenger RNA of Malurus melanocephalus (red-backed fairy wren), 1981 nucleotides long. RefSeq names its product MYC proto-oncogene, bHLH transcription factor (gene MYC). The record is from RefSeq and is a predicted model, not a curated record. Gene Ontology annotation, biological process: positive regulation of cell population proliferation; regulation of transcription by RNA polymerase II. The transcript is spliced from 2 exons. Gene Ontology annotation, molecular function: RNA polymerase II cis-regulatory region sequence-specific DNA binding; DNA-binding transcription factor activity, RNA polymerase II-specific; protein dimerization activity. Lineage: Eukaryota; Metazoa; Chordata; Aves; Passeriformes; Maluridae. The coding region runs from base 133 to 1386 and encodes 417 amino acids.